Ixodes scapularis (black-legged tick) is the source of this 1060-nucleotide messenger RNA. Its product is annotated as sulfotransferase ssu-1-like. The transcript is spliced from 2 exons. Gene Ontology annotation, biological process: sulfation. Gene Ontology annotation, cellular component: cytoplasm. NCBI's taxonomy places the organism in Eukaryota, Metazoa, Arthropoda, Arachnida, Ixodida, Ixodidae. The record is from RefSeq and is a predicted model, not a curated record. Bases 1 to 954 code for a protein of 317 amino acids. Gene Ontology annotation, molecular function: sulfotransferase activity.
AUGUCCUUGAGGUGUUUCCCCAUAUACCAGGACAUCGGCGGAGUCAAGUACUCGAUGGGCUACAAGGCUCAUCAUGUCCGUGAAGCACUGAAUUACAUGCCCCACGAUGGUGACAUUGUCAUGGUCUCGCACCUGAAAUGCGGCAACAACUUGCUGGAACAGAUCAUCCAACUGAUUCUUUACAGCGGCCAGUCUGCCGGUGACCUAAGUGAAUACCACAGGCGAACGCCGUACAUCGAGAUGGUCGGGACCGGACCGGUGCAAAACAUGCAGCCCCCUCGCUUUUUUAAGACGCACUUCACUUACGAGCGACAGCCCAUGAACCCCAAGGCCAAGUACGUGUACUUGGCGAGGAACCCUCUAGACGUCUGCGUGUCCUUCUACCACUUCACUCGCUCGCUGCCGGUGUACAGAUUCGGGGAUGGAACGUUCGACGAUUUCUUCGAGCUCUUCGUGAAGGGGAAGAACGAUCGUGGUGACUUCUUUGACCACUUGAUGUCCUGGUACUCUCAUAAAGAUGAUGCCAACGUCUUCUUUGUCACCUAUGAGGAACUCAAGAGGAACUUCAAGGACGCUGUCUCGAUACUUGCUCGUUUUCUCGGAGAAGAAUACGCUAGACCGCUGGAGACCGACGAAGAACUCUUCCAGAAGGUUGUCGAUCAUAGCAGCAUUAAGUUUCUGUCUCAGCUUCUGACGAUUACGGAAGGCAAGAUGAAGACCAUGGAGGAGAAAGGAGACAACGAUGUACUAGAUGCUGCGAAAAGGUUUGUCUGCAACAAAUCUGGAAAACCGUCGCCACAGAAAAUUUUCGUCCGUAAAGGAAUUGUCGGCGAUUGGAAAACACAUUUUGGGGAAAAAUAUCUGGAUCGUUUGCGUAGUAGGAUUCAAGAGAAGAAAGCAGUUGCCGUUGUCAAAGCUCUCUGGGGUUCUGAAGACCUGGGUGGCGUCGUUUAGUUUUGAGCACAUUUGAAGAAGUUCACUUUGGCGGGGACAUUUCAGCUGAGUGUGCACUUUUUAAGCAAGGCAGACGAAGGAGCGAGAAGAUUCCUCCAUUAAAAAA